AUUAUUGAGACAUACAUGGACAAAAUGGCUGAAAACAUGAAAACAAAUCAAACAUCAUCCAUUCCGACAUACAGUCAGGUAGCAUGUGUUGGUGCCGGGCUAUCUGCCAUAGCCCUCGGAGCUACAUUGAAGCGAUGGUACCAGUUUGAUGACAUACGGUUUUUCGAUAGACAUUCUGAUGGCGGUGGAACAUGGUCCAUCAACUCCUAUCCAGGAUGCGCCUGCGAUGUUCCAAGCGUCCUCUAUAGCUUCUCGUUUGCGCUGAAUGCAAGCUGGACCAAGCUCAUGCCGUCGUACAAGGAGAUCAGCAAGUACCAUCAGGGCGUUAUGGACGAGUACAACCUGCGUGACAAAAUGACCCUUUCAACAGAAGUGUAUAGAUGCGUCUGGCGUGAGGAUGCAUCUAGAUGGCUUAUAUUCUUACGAGACGUCAAUACUGGCCGUGAAUUCACCCACGAGUGCCAGAUCCUCUUUGCUGCCUCUGGUGGACUUGUAGAGCCUCAACCCUGUGAUAUCCCAGGUGCCGAUACAUUCAAUGGGUCAAUCUUUCAUUCUGCAAGAUGGAACCAUGAUGUAUCUUUAGAAGGGAAGAAUGUGGCAGUCAUUGGCAAUGGGUGUACGGCAACACAGAUCGUCCCAGCCAUUGUCAACCGCGUCAAGUCUCUCACGCAAUUUAUUCGGUCACAACAUUGGGUCUUUCCCUCGGCAAACAUAGCCUACCCUUCAUGGUUGCAGUGGACCUUUCGCAAUAUUCCAUUGACUAUGCGAUUGCACCGUUUCCAAGUAUUUUUGAUGGCAGAGAAUGACUUUCGCCUCUUUCCCAUGACAAAGGCUGCAGCCAAGUUGCGGCAGGCAAGAAGGGAGACGGUGGAUAUGUACAUGCGAGAGACUGCUCCAGCUAAGUACCACGAUAUUCUGAUUCCUGACUUUGAGGUUGGGUGCAAGCGGCGAGUCUUUGACGCCGGGUAUCUCGAGUCUCUGCACAAAGAAAAUCUCCUUCUCACCGAUUCCAAGAUCGAAGAGAUCGUUCCAGAAGGUAUCAAAACCGCCAACGGGAUUAUUCCGACCGACGUCAUCGUCCUGGCUACCGGUUUCCAAACAAACAAAUACCUGUGGUAUAUGGAAGUCGAGGGCCGUGACGGAAAGACCGUGCACGAGCACUGGUCCAAGUAUGGAGGUCCAGAGGCAUAUAAUACCUCUGUGAUGAAUGGAUUUCCUAACUUUUUCCUUUUACUUGGGCCGAAUUCGGUGACGGGGCAUACAUCUGCUCUCAUGGCGGCGGAAAACUCUGUCAACUACGCUCUGCGGAUAUUGAAGCCUGUUCUUGAUGGAAAUGCGACUUCGGUGGAAAUCAAGGAGAAGGCAGAGGAUGACUACGCACAGAAGGUUCAGGAAGCACUUCGAAAUUGCGUUUGGCAUGCAGGUUGUAAAACUUGGUAUGUCAAUGAUAAAAGGUGGAAUUCCAUGGCCUAUCCAUGGACACAGGGCCAUUUUUGGUAUAGAAGUCUGUUUCCUGUCUGGUCAGACUGGAACAUAAAGAAGUCUCGAAAGAAUAGUCGGUCGAAGAAGACAAUCGGAUUACUGGCGUUGAUGUUGCUGGGCAAUGUAUAUCUGGCUAAACUUGGGAGUUCUUUCUUUGGCAAUUUGCUUGUGAAUUUAUUUGACCGGGUUAGAGGAUAUACCAUGGGAAACUGAGGAACAUCUAUGAUGGCGUUUAUGGAAUAAUGUCUAUGGUUUAUAUCAGUACAAAGCAUCAUACUAAAACACCAACCACUAUACAGCAUCUACCAUAAGUAACUAAACACUAAAUACACUCAUGAAGCAAUCUUCCCUGUCUUCGAAUCAACCGUUUGCCUCCCCCGAAAAUCAACCCUCAACUUCUGUGACUCACCCCGUAUCCCCAUCUGAACCCAUUCCGGCGCACCUCGCUAUCUUCAUUAGCCAAUAUCAAACAAAACAAUGUACGAAUACUCACAAUCCCCGCCAAAAACCUCAUUAUACCAGGUAAGUAGAUCGUCCGUGCAUAUCCACUAUACAGCGUAUCCACAAUCGCAUCCCCG
Messenger RNA from Aspergillus wentii DTO 134E9, 2060 nucleotides. RefSeq names its product flavin-containing monooxygenase. The transcript has 7 exons. The record is from RefSeq and is a predicted model, not a curated record. Gene Ontology annotation, molecular function: flavin adenine dinucleotide binding; NADP binding; N,N-dimethylaniline monooxygenase activity. The coding region runs from base 25 to 1695 and encodes 556 amino acids. Lineage: Eukaryota; Fungi; Ascomycota; Eurotiomycetes; Eurotiales; Aspergillaceae.